Messenger RNA from Symbiodinium sp. CCMP2456, 453 nucleotides. The record is from the annotation of a GenBank genome assembly. NCBI's taxonomy places the organism in Eukaryota, Dinophyceae, Suessiales, Symbiodiniaceae.
GAGGAGCCUCCUUUGCUUUUCCCGAUCCCCACCUAUGCAGUGCUCCUCAUCAAGGGCCAGUCGGCGCGCGUCGGCUGGCAGGAUACGCCGCAGGGGUCACAACGCCCCGUCAUGUAUGGCCCUCGAUCUAUCGAUGGCAACUUCUACAGUUUCACCUUCCUCCGAAGUUGUCUGCCAUUCUUGCGAGCAGCGGAGGCAUCCAAGGCACGGGCCAGCGAGGCCCUGCGCGCUGCCGAAGAGAGCUCCGAGCUGCAGGAUGUUGCGGCCUACGCGCGAGUGUGUGCAAACGCAGAGUCCUUCUGCGACUUCCUCUCCUACCCGGACACGGCCUCCAGGAGUGGCUGCGACAUUUUCCGGUACCUGUUGCCCUUGGAGGACUUGUUCGAUGUGAGCCAAGGCAACCUUUGCGGAGUUCCUGGUGAGGCGCGCGCGAAGAUGGAGAUCAAGGUUUGA